Molecule: messenger RNA, 666 nt
Organism: Lolium perenne
Lineage: Eukaryota; Viridiplantae; Streptophyta; Magnoliopsida; Poales; Poaceae
Molecular function (GO): protein dimerization activity
Source: RefSeq, a predicted model, not a curated record
AUGGAGACUUAUAGUUUUGUGUUCCACAUGAAGAUGAUGUUAAGAUUACUUCGUAUGACAAAUGAUGUAUCUCUUCUAUUGCAAAAUGAGGACCAGAAUAUUGUGCAGGUCAUAUCUUUGGUUACGGAUGUGAGAACACUUUUGGUCAAUUGGAGAGAUCAUGGUUGGGAUUCACUCUUGGAAGAUGUCAAAUCAUUUUUCAUUGAAAAUGAGAUCAUAAUCUCAAACUCUAUCAUCACAGAGUUUGAUCAUCGAUUUAAUGAGGCGUCUUCAGAGGUUAUUCAGAAUUUCUCUUGUCUUGAUCCAAGAGACUCAUUUGCUAGGUUCAAUAGAAUUGAAGAUUUCAGAGUUUGUAUUGACAUUGCAAGCCUAGCUAAAAAGAGGGUUGAACUUGAAAGGCACAUCAUGUUUCCUACGGUUUACCGUCUUAUUGAGUUGGCAAUGCUUUUACCGGUGGGGAUGGCAACAGUUGAAAGGGCAUUCUCAGCUAUGAAGAUUAUCAAGACGGAGUUGCGCAACAAGAUGUCUGAUGGUUCGCUUAAUGAUUUGAUGGUGUGCUACAUCGAGCGAGGGGUAUUCAAAAAUCUUGAUCUUGGUGAAAUUAAAAAAGAUUUUCAAAAGGAAGGUAGAGCUUUGCCAUUGCCUGGAACUUCUAGACGGCAUUAA